Leptopilina heterotoma is the source of this 5802-nucleotide messenger RNA. RefSeq lists its product as uncharacterized. The transcript is spliced from 13 exons. Gene Ontology annotation, cellular component: centriolar satellite; centriole. The coding region runs from base 131 to 5290 and encodes 1719 amino acids. Gene Ontology annotation, biological process: cilium assembly; centriole elongation. The record is from RefSeq and is a predicted model, not a curated record. Lineage: Eukaryota; Metazoa; Arthropoda; Insecta; Hymenoptera; Figitidae.
CCUUAAAUGGCGUACUGGAAAACUUUUACUUUGCUGAUUGUUGUCAAAAUAUAUUUUAUCUUCAAUGUAAACAAAAGUCAAUGACUGAUGGGCAAAUUACUUUUUGUGUGUUUAUUUUUUUUUGUUUUAAAUGGAUUCAAAGGUGAACAAUUAUCGUUCUUUACCUCCUUUUGUCGAGGGUAAAAUACAUGGAUACUUAAAUCUUGUUAUUGACGAAGUCAUUUGGACCAAUAUAAACCCUGGGGAUGUGAUUGUAUUCGUUUCCUGGUGGGGUGAAGAAAAUGAAAUACAGUUCAGGCCAUUAGAUGUUACGAAAAUUUCACAAAAAUUUGAGGAUACAGAAAAAACGUAUACGAUAAAAACGAAUUUUUAUCUCUUUGAAGAUUAUAUUAAAAAUUGUGAAUCUUUAGAACUUAUAAUCAAAUCGGAGAAAACAAAGAAAGUUUUAGGGACAGCUCAUGUAGUCGAUCUGUUAGAUAUUUUUAAAACAAAGCCUUUUACUCGCUAUUUUCCAAUAGUAAAUAAAACUCAAAGUAGAAUAGGCAAUGUACAUGUUUCAAUAAAGUUAACAAAUACCGAAAAUAUGCCGUCAAAAGUGGAAAAUAAUCAAAAUAAUAAUGAGAUCAGUAAGUCAGUAAAUUUUGAUAUGAGAAGUUUAAAUAAACAAGCUGAUGGUAUUUUUAGUCAUAAAAUUGACUAUUUGUCCUCAUUGAAAAAUGCAAAACAGGAGGAAACAAUUUAUAGAUCUAUUUUAAAAGAUAAGAGAAUAGAAUUCAUAGAGCCUAUUAAUAAAAGAUUUAACUUUGAAGUUCCUGAAAAGCUUGUCGAUAAACCAAAUGCAAAGUCAGCAAAAUUGAAAAGUGCUUUAUUAAAAGAAGCUUUAAUGGAUGAUUCAUAUGUAUACGAUGCUGACAAAUUUUUGUAUGAUAACUAUCAUCCCGACGUUUGUCCUGAGAGAGAAGCAGAUUUAUAUCAAUAUUUUCUUGGAAGUGAUAUGAAUUAUUUCGAUGAACAUGCAGCACUAGAAACUUUAAGAUCAACUUCUCCAACGCCAAGUUUAAUAGAAUUUGCAACACAAUCAAUUCAUUGCUGUCAGCGUAAUAAGUUUCCCGCUUCUGAGACAAGUAAAAAUACUUUUAUGAAGCAUAACUUGGAAAAUAAUAUCAAAGACGAUAUUCAAGAAGUUAAAGUUAUCAAGGAAAAUGUUCCUUCUGAAAUUAAGUCAAAAGAAAUCGUACCGCUUGACUAUGUGGAUUGUCUACAAAUAAUUGUGAGAUCAUUCACUUUGUCUCCGGCUGGUUACAGAAGAGUGAAAUCGUCUUGUCUUUCUCGUGAGAAAGCUGAUAGCGGUGUUCCAGCUUCUGCUACAUUUUUUGUUCAUUACGAUGAUAUUAUUUCGAGUGCAAAUCAAUUGAAGAAGAAAUCAAUGAAUGAAAGGAAACCUGUGAAAAUGACUUCUCGAAAGCAAGUUGAUCAAGAAAUUCUAUUUUAUCACCAAGGUGUGUACAAUAUAUCAAAAAACUUCGCCUAUACUAAUAGUCCACUAAAAUUCAAAGUCUUUCAUAGACACUUGAAUCAAAGAUCUCCAACUUUAUUGGGAAUUGGUACAAUGCAUGUGAAUGAUGUGUUUGCGACAAAAAAUUUAAGCAUGACACAACGAGUUGCUAUUAUUAAUAAAGGAAUUAAAGUUGGCGAAUUAGAAGUUGCUGUUGCAUUAGGCUGUGAUGGCAUUCAUUUUGGCAAAGAAUUUAUCGAUGCCGUGACAUCUGGAAAAGAGAAUAUUCCUGUGAGGGAAUCCUUCUCUCCCCUUUCGACAAAGAACCCGAAUUUCAAGACUGUGACUGGAACUCAUUCAAAUUCAAACAGUGGAGUUUCUUCUGCAUCAUCCAGAAGAAUUGAUACCAUCAGCAAUGGAAGUAAUUCACUAACGAAUAAUGAAAGAAGUUUAUCUGGAGAAAGGCAGAAAAAUGGAGAAGACAGAAACAUGGAAAUCUUGAUUCCGAAUAGUAAAUAUGAUGAAAAGGUUCUUUUACAUGGCUUAAUAUACAUAUCGGAGGGUAGAGGUUUAUCUGAAUUAAACUCAUAUAUUAUUUGUCGAGCUUUUUGGAAAGAAGACAGAGCCAUGAGUCGCAUUUGCACAAAUACGAAAAAUCCUCUAUAUAAUUUUCAUCAACUGGUACCUCUUAUUCACGGUUCGGAUUUACUUGAAAGGACGAAAGAUAAUUUCAUUGUCACGGAGGUGUACAGCAAAACUUCUACGGGGGAGGAUAAUCUGAUAGGAAUUGCCAAAUUUCCUAUACAUCAAUUAUACGUUGCUUAUCGAGACUCUCACGUUUUGCCGUAUUUACUAUUAUCAAAGUAUCCAGUGAUCAGUGUGGAUGGUUGGAUUUUGAUUAAAGAUCCCGUGACCGGUCAAAAUAAGGGUCAGCUACUAGGCCUUGUGGCCCUUGGCACAGCCGAUCAAAUUGCCCUCUUAGAAAUGACAAGAGGUAUUCGCGAUUCCAUCAGUAAUCCAUCACGAAACGAAGAAACUAUUCCUAGACCUCUUGAAAAUUCUCCAGUAAUUCGAGAGAGCUCCGAAGUUGAAGUGCAAGUAACACCCUGCAUUUCCUCUCGAAAUGAAGAAUGCCAAACGGAAUUUUCAACUCGUGAACACGUAAUAAAUGUCGAAUCUUCCAACGAUUCGUUAAAAAAUCAAAGCAAAGUUUUACAUUCAAUUGUCGAUUGUCUCGCACAAGCCCUCCAUGUUUCAAGAACAAAUACAAAUCAAGCUUCGCAAACGGAGAAAUUCAGCGGCCCUAGUCAAGAAGAAGAACAAAGAAUUGAAGUUGAACCCACAACUUUAGAUCCGAUAUCAAUUAUUUUAUCCGAUGACAGCAGUAAUCGAAGUUCGAAGACAAAUUUCAAUAUUUCAACCGAUAUGUACAGAAGCGUUGGAGUUGGGGCUGAAUUCGAUGAUUAUUCCACUCAAGGUUUAAGUAAUAAUUUCAGUGAAACAACAACUGAAAUUUCGGGAAUUUUGAAUCCUUCGAGCAACGAACAAAUGGAAUCUGACGAGGAAUUAUCUUUCCGAGCUGUGGUGGAGAUUGAAUGUGCUUUGCAUUUGCCAAAGGUAGAGAAGGCCAAUGCAACCGUGGAGCCAAGUACUUACGUUACUUUCCAAGGAGUUUCGAGUCCAAACGAAAGACAAUACAAUUCUUAUACGAAAACAAAUGUUUCUCCCCGGACCUGCAAUCCUAGAUGGGAGUGGAGAUGUGAUACGAAAUUAGCAGUUGAUCUUUUGACUAACGAUGAGAAGAAGUUGAUAUUUAAAGUUUGGCGACUGUUAGAACCAGAUACUUGCAGCGCUAUUGAUUUAGACAGAGAUGUAGUUAUCGGUUUUGCUGCGAUUGAUCUUUCUGUUUUGCUUGCUGGAUUUCCUCUUGUAACUGGAUGGUUUCAUAUUAUAGAUUUUACGGGAAAAUGCAAUGGGCAAAUAAAGGUGAGCAUAACUCCUUUGGAAAGUAUAUCUUCUUUUGGAAAAUCUACUUCGUCGUCAAGUCAAAUAAAGUUGCCGUCCGAACCUUGCCAAUCAAACAAUUCAAAUGAAUCUUCGCCUCGUCCAAAAACAAUGCGUUUAUUUAAUAACGAUUUUAAUAGAAUUGACGACUCUAAACUUCCAAAUGCAGUGAAUUUCAACUAUCCGCCUUUUGAAGAAACUAUGCCUGACAUUGGAAUUGGAUUUGGAGACGCGUCACUCUCUCUUCUCUCUUCUUCUUUAAAACAAAAAUUGACGGAAUUGGAUGAAAUUACCAAACGACUUCAAUCACGUUUACAUGAUGUGACAGAAAAUGCUUUUGAAGAUGAUUUCGAAAACGAUUUCGAAAUGAAUGAUCAAAUCGACGAACCAGAGUCUAAUGGAGCAUUAGUGGAGAACUUUCGUUCUCCUUCCAAAUCUGUCAACCCAAAAGAAAUAUCCACUUCUGUUCUUCCUCCAACUUCAAAUACAAUUCUCUCCAUGGGCGUAACUACAAAUCUUUCCAUGGACGUAAAUACAACAUCUUAUCAAGACAAAAAUCCGUCUUCUUCCAGUGAAUCUCGAAAUCUCUGUUCGUCAAGUGCAACAAAUACAAUGGCAGUGGAUUCAAAUUUCUCCGAUACUGGAUAUUCGACUUGCUACAAUAAUCAAUCGACAAAUUAUUUUUUAGAUUGCUCGAAUCCGUACAGCGCAAAUUCCUCUGAUCGCGAGGAGGAACAUCCUAUAAAAGGCACUAAAAUGCACGUGAAUCAUCUUCUUGAUAAACUUGCCUCACAACUCAAUGUUCCACCACCGAUUCCAAUGGAUACGCUUCCAAUGAAAAUUAACAUUAUGGACCUAUUAAGCAAUUUACAGUGCAAUAACAAUAAUUAUUUUCAAAACGGCAGGAGCAAUCACUUCAAUAGAAGUCAAGAAGCAAGAAGAAUUCAAGAUAACGGAGUGGGACAUUCUCAAGAACCACACUUUUUGAGUGAUGAGCAAAUACCUAAUAAAACAACCGAAGAAAGUUCCGAUGAAAAAACAGAAUCAGUGACAAAUUGUACUAAACAAACAACAACAAACUCAGAGAACAAAAAUAAAGUGUCAAACGUAAUCAGACAGGAAUUAUCCCAAGAGGAAGAGGAAGGAAACGAUUCUGUUGAAUUUGACGAACUCUCUGCUCAUUUAAUGGCGACAAACGUACGCCACAAGGAUACGGAAAACGUUUUUAAUCCUCUUUUAUAUCAGCAUUUACUCCCAGACGUUCAACUGAGUCCCAAUUCGUUUAGUUGUUCCGUCACUCAAGACGUUCAGAACAGAAAUACAACUCCCGAUGGCGAGGCAGUUCAACAGCUGGACAAUAGAUACACCGAGACUUUUAAUGCGGCAAUCAAUAGUGGAUUAAGUAGAUUAAGAAAAAUGAUGGAGAAGAACGCCUUCAGUGACAAUAAUAGUCAAAAGCAAAAGUGUUUAUUCGAGAGUGAAAAUUCGGAAGUAUUUCGAUCGAUACCAACAAGCGUCUCUGAGGAUGUGGAUGGAAAUAUUGAUAUUACUGUGAUUCAUAGACCCUGCAUUGACGACCUCAUGGCGAGUAAUAGUUCAGAAUCUGUCAUCAGUUCUGUGUCCAUGGAAAAAUUCACUGAGAAACAAUCGGAAACAGACGAUGAAGAAAAUACAUUGACCAGUUCAGAAACAUCAACAUCGACUAUUUCACGACAAGCACCCGAUGGCGGGAAUCCUAUCGAAGAGUCUGACAAAAGAGAAAAGUGUCAAAUGGUGAAAUUUUAUCCGUGAAAAUAUUAAAUUUCACAACCACAAAAAAAUGUAUACGAAAACAUUAAUAAAAAUAUUUAGGGAAAAGUUUCAGAAAUAAGCAUUUUGAUGGUAAAAAUAUUAGACUUUACAAUUUUUCACGCCGCAAAUCAAAUGCAAAAGAGAAAAUUGACAUUAUGGCCUUUAUUGUAAAGUUUAAUUUCUUUACUAUAUAACUAUAAAAAUGCUUUUUCAAUUGUAUAUCCUAUUUUAAAAGUGAAUUUCUCAAAUUGCGUGCGAGUUUUGUAGAAAAACUUGCAAAUUUUUACAAAAUUCUAUCUCUAAAAAAGUGUUCUUUCUUAAUAACGACUGAUAUACCAUGUAUACGUAAAAAAUAUCAGAUGAGUAAUCUAUUUGUCGUUUUCAAAUUACGUUAUAAAAUAUAAUUAAUAAUUAUGUAUACACUUCUACGUGUAACAUGUCGAUAUUUUUAUACAAUAUAUGUAUUUAAAUAUACGCUCAAAAUAUAACGAAUAAAGGUAUCUAUAAAGUGG